AUGAUGAAUUUCAAUACUACUCCGUAUGAUCCUUCGAUUGAUCCUUUCAAUCCAUUUGGUUAUGUACCAGAUCUUAAUUUAGCUAUCGCGUCGACAGUUGUGUAUGGCGUCGUAACUAUUUUAUUAACAAUAUCAUCGGUUUAUUAUCGAACAUGGUAUUUCUUAGUGAUGACAAUAUCUGGUGUAUCAGAAGUAAUUGGUUAUGCAUAUCGAUGGACUCUCGCCCACAAUCCCGACCAACGGACACCCUAUAUCAUCAUGUACUGUUGUAUUGUUUUGGCACCAGUUGGUUUAGCUUUAGCCGAUUAUAUCCUUGUUGGUCGUCUGAUUCGACUAGCUGGUCGUCAGUAUUCAAUAGUGAAUCCACGAUUUGUUGAGUUUGGUUUCAUUAUUUCUGACAUACUUUCCAUCGGUGUACAAUCGGCUGGUGCAGGACUGAUCACAAGUGGCAAAUUGGAGAACCUCACCCGUGGUAGUAAUGUUUUAAUCGGUGGAUUAGGCAUUAAUUUAGUUAGUUUUUGUUUUUUUGCAUUGGUGACAUUGCAUUUACAUUGGGCUAUCCAUCGUCGUAAAGCCGACUUUACAGGAAAAGAACGAUGGGUUAAGAUGUUCUAUGCCUUGUAUCUUAGUAUGGUUUUGUUAAUCGUUCGUUCGAUUUAUCGAAUUGUGGAAUUUGCGAUGGGUUUUCGAGGUUAUCUUGCCAUUCACGAAGUUUAUUUCUACGUAUUCGAAUGUCUUCUGAUUAUAUUUGCAUUUGCAUUAUUUCUCCCUCUCCAUCCAGGCAUCUGGAUGGUGGAAGAUAAUCACGAUGUUCUUAUCAAAGUAUCACAACGCAGAAAUAUUAUUCCUAUUGCCGAGGUUUUAUUUCAUUUUAUCUGCUCAAUCGGUCGAUUCUUUCGGAAAAUUUUUCAAACUAUUUUUGGACGACGCCAUGAAGAACUCGAUACAUCUCUUUCUCGCACGGAACCAGUUACACUGGAACAUAUUCGCAUUAUAAAUGACAUGGAGAACGAUUCCACUCGUCCUUAUCAGUCAUCUACUUCGUUGUCAAAAGCACCACCACAGCCAGAAUGGAAUUCUUGGGGUAGUGAAGAUAUUUUUCGACAAAAAGCAUUAGAAAAUCAUUCGCCGACUGAUGGCAAUAACGAUGAUCAGAUAGAUUAUUUCAGUGAUAUUGCAGCAACGGUUAAAAAGACCCCGAAAAUCAUCUUGAAAAAACGUGUAAAUGAAAACGAUGGGCAUUUCAAUUUCGUUAAUCCAUCAACCAAUCGAUUACAAAUGACCAGUGAUGAUUUAACUGAUUUUCAACCAGGUCUUAAUGAAUGGCAAGAAGGGGGUGAACAAUCUGUGUCAAGUAGUGCGGGUAUCUGGAAUGAAAACGAUGAUUUCAGUGAAGUUUUACAUGAUGCAGAUGCGGCUCUUCGUGAAAGUCGUCGACUGGAACGUGAAAAGAAACUCCGUGAACAUCAACAAAGAAAACUUGAAAAAGAAGCGUCGAGACCUUCAUCACAUAAACGUGACAGUUUAUCAUAG
Molecule: messenger RNA, 1533 nt
Organism: Adineta ricciae
Lineage: Eukaryota; Metazoa; Rotifera; Eurotatoria; Adinetida; Adinetidae
Source: the annotation of a GenBank genome assembly